Molecule: messenger RNA, 198 nt
Organism: Sordaria macrospora k-hell
Lineage: Eukaryota; Fungi; Ascomycota; Sordariomycetes; Sordariales; Sordariaceae
Source: RefSeq, a predicted model, not a curated record
AUGGAAGAUGGUCCGAUUGCCCUCAAAGUGCCAUGGGAUGUGGCGGGAAAUGGUGAAGAGAUCAUUGCUGGUGGUAAUAAGUUGGCGGUGGACAGGGAAUUAAAGAGGAUUGAGCCAAACGAUGCCUCUAAAGACGCCUUCACCGCCCUCAGUCCAAAAGCCCAAACCCUAGCCAAACCCAAAUGGCACACAGUCUGA